Aspergillus homomorphus CBS 101889 is the source of this 1242-nucleotide messenger RNA. RefSeq lists its product as uncharacterized. Bases 437 to 922 code for a protein of 161 amino acids. The transcript has 2 exons. The record is from RefSeq and is a predicted model, not a curated record. NCBI's taxonomy places the organism in Eukaryota, Fungi, Ascomycota, Eurotiomycetes, Eurotiales, Aspergillaceae.
AGUUCCUACCAGGUCCGGUAUCGGAUAAAGCCAGUUGGCUACCCAGCAGCAGACAAGCAUGAGUUCCACAUUACCCGCGAUGAUACCGCACUCGUGAUAGUCUACAACCCCGUGCUCGGAGAUCUGAGCUCGGUUGGGGGAUCAACCGGGUGGAUCGUCGAUGGAAUCUUCCAGGAAAUCGAUGUUGAAAGUGGAGCUUUGCUUUUCGAAUGGCAUGCACUCCAGCACUUUCCGCUGAAUGUCACAUUCCACGACUCGAUAGCUGCGAAUUUAGAAGAUACCGCGUUUGACCACUUCCGUAUCAACAGCGUGGGAAAGGGUCCUUCUGGAAACUACUUGAUUUCAUCCCGCCACACGCAUUCAGUCGUCAGUAUUGAAAGCGUCAUCCGGGGAGGUGCUAUGGGUGCUAGGUGGAAGACUCAACGAGUUCCGAGAUAUGUCGGACGGAGCAGCCACAGACUUUUCAUGGCAGCAUGAUGCUUGCUGGCGGCCUAAUGACACGAUGGCUUUAUUUAUUAGUUCAGCCAAGUUUGAAAAUGACCUGAUGCCAGAAGCUCAAGGCGUUGCGCCCAAGGUCGAUGUCCCAGCGCGGCAGGUCUGGCUUCAGACCUCAUACCGGCAUCUCAACUAUGUCAAGUCCGGCUCACGAGGUAAUGUCGAUGUUCUGCUAAAUGGGAAUAUCCUCGUUGGCUGGGGACAUAGUGCUGCAUACACGCAGUACACACCCGAUGGCACGUCAGUAAUCAGCAAUAUGCAUUUCGGUCGUUUUACUCUUUUCUCCUUUAGGGUCACCAAUUCUUACCGAGUCUUUCAAAGGGUCUUUGGUUGGAAAAACCGCGUACAAAUCCCACUGCAGUUGUGGAUUGACGGCAGGUGUUUGUCAGUUGGAAUGGUGCAACAGAAGUUGCUAGUUGGAGCUUAGAAACGCUGGUCGAUGUUUCACACUCAAAGUCCCAUCCGGUCACCACAGUUGCCAAGAAGGGAUUUGAGACAAUUAUUGAUGUUCCUGCUGGGUCUGAGGGCCAGCAGAUUUCGUGUGGUUGCUCUCGGUCAACAGGGCCGUGAAAUUGGAACAUCCCAAACCUUCUGGGUGGAUCCACCGUCUAGAUGGCGAACGGCCCUGCGUUGUGUGGUAACAUUCAUUAUCAUACUGGCAGCUACAAAAGUGCUUCGUUUGUACUUUCGGAACUCCUAAUGCUAUACGGUAGAUCUUCCGGUCGAUCAAGACUUCAUAUGAGCCCC